This is a messenger RNA of Dryobates pubescens (Downy woodpecker), 1001 nucleotides long. RefSeq names its product TATA-box binding protein associated factor 9b (gene TAF9B). Gene Ontology annotation, cellular component: transcription factor TFIID complex; SAGA complex. Gene Ontology annotation, biological process: DNA-templated transcription initiation; RNA polymerase II preinitiation complex assembly. Gene Ontology annotation, molecular function: transcription coactivator activity; RNA polymerase II general transcription initiation factor activity; protein heterodimerization activity. The record is from RefSeq and is a predicted model, not a curated record. Lineage: Eukaryota; Metazoa; Chordata; Aves; Piciformes; Picidae. The transcript has 7 exons. The coding region runs from base 38 to 805 and encodes 255 amino acids.
ACGCGACCGGAAGCGGCGGCUGCGGCGAGCGGAAGCGAUGGAGCCGGCCAAGAUGGCGUCUCCCAAGAGCGCGCCCAAAGACGCGCAGGUAAUGGCGCAGAUCCUGAAGGACAUGGGCAUCACCGAGUACGAGCCGCGCGUCAUCAAUCAAAUGCUGGAGUUCGCCUACAGGUAUGUGACCACCAUUCUGGAGGAUGCCAAAAUCUACUCCAGCCACGCAAAGAAGUCCAGCGUCGACGCCGACGACGUCAGGCUGGCAAUCCAGUGCCGCACUGACCAGUCCUUCACCUCUCCACCUCCCAGGGACUUCUUGUUAGAUAUUGCAAGGCAGAAAAACCAGACGCCGCUGCCGCUCAUAAAGCCUUACUCUGGACCCAGGCUCCCUCCUGACAGAUACUGCCUGACAGCUCCCAACUACAGGCUCAAGUCCUUGCAGAAGAAGGUCUCUUCCUCUGCAGGAAGAAUCACAGUGCCUCGCCUGAGCGUUGGUGCUGUGAGCAGCAGGCCCAGCACUCCCACCUUAGGGACCCCUUCAGCACAGACAGUGGCUGUCUCCACAAAGGUGGGCACCCCGGUGUCGCUGACGGGGCAGAGGUUCACUGUGCAGAUCCCCUCCUCGCAGGCAGCCGUCAAGGCAGCUACACCAACUACUCCAACAGUGCAGAAUGUUCUCAUCAACCCUUCGUUAAUCGGCCCCAAGAACAUCCUCAUCACUACCAACAUGGUGUCCUCACAGAGCACAGCCUCUGAGCCCAACCCCCUGAAGAGGAAGCACGAUGAUGAUGAUGACUAUGACACCUUGUGAAGAGACUGCCCCAGCCUCUCCUGGUCUCCAGUGAUUCACACUGAGGCCCGUGGGGGUUCUGCCAAGAGUAACCAGUGUGAGCAUGUGGCCAUACUCUGUUCUUCCUUGGGCAGCUGUGGAGGGGGAGAGAGCACAGCUGGUGGAGAGAAAUCAGUGCCUGAGCUUUCCCUGUGGCACAUAAUGUCCUUAGAACCUC